AUGCUGGAGCCUGCCCUUCAGGUCAUUAGGCUUGUAGCUCAGGGGGCCCAGAGCAACUGGUUUGGAAUAGGCUGUCCCUCCCACUGUCGUGGGGCCGACUUAGGCCUUCUCCUUGCCUCUUUCCUUCUUGGAUUUCUGGUGGCCACCGUUGCCUGGAUUUCCCUUCUGGCUUUCCUAGCCUACCGUCCUUCUGUGCCGACUCAGGUCACUUCCGAGGCUCCUCCUGAGCCUCCCCUUGAAUCCAUUGCAGGGCCUCGUGCCCCCGGCUCCUCAGGAGUCUCUGCUGCAAAAGCCGACCGUCCUCGCCUGAUUGUGGGCUCUGUUGCCCCUUCUCCAGCCGGAGAACUUGGCCCUCCGACCCUUGUGUCUCGACUGGAGACUGUGGUCUCUGAGCCUCCUAGCCACAUCCUCGACCUUGGUCAAGAGCCCUGCGUGCUCACUUCUUUUGCUGCCUUCCGGGCCCAUCUGGGCCGGCUGGAGGGUCACCAUGAGCGAGACCCUGCCUUUUGUAUGUGCCGCUCGGUGGAAAUAGUCGAGCUGUCUUGGCCCAUGCUGCAAGACCUGGAGAUAGACCAGGCUCCCGAGGCUUGCUUGGCUUACGCGGUUAUGCGCCGGCCCGGGGGCUUCCUUCUGUGCGUGCCGAGUGGCUUCUUCAGAGCCUCCGACCUGCUUGCCGGACAAUCAGCCAACGAGGACAGUGCUCUGAUGGGGCCUUCCAUCGAAUAUCUUGUGACCCCGGUGGUGCUGACAGAAGCGGGCGACUGGGCCCGAGCCGACGAUCCGGCCCCCGUGCCUUGCGUGGUUGUCGACCUAGCCUUUCGGGCUGCAGACGCCGUGACUCAGGCCGACCUUGCCGACACCGGUGCCAGGCCCUUCUUGGCGGACCGAAUAAGAAGCGGCUAUCAGACGGCUGUGUCCGAAGCACCGGCUCGGGCUGCAAAAUUGGGGGCUCGGCCCAAGAAGACCACCGUGGCCCAGCUGGCAGCUCAACAAGAGUCUUUUGCAAAGGCCCUAGCAGGCAUCUCAGAACAGCUGGCCCUUCUUGCGAAGCCUCCCGCUGUGGAGCAAGGAGCCGUCGAUGGUGGGCCAGCCGCUCCUUUGCCUCGGGCGGCCGCGCCUCCGACUUCAGCCUUGCUGUCGGCCCCAGUGUCAGGAAAGGCCCCCCAGCAAGGCUUCCCGGCAAAGGCCCUGAGCUCUCUGUUAGGCCCUCCUCCUCGUGCAAAGGCUGCCCCGACUCCUGUGAUACAUCAGCUGGAGGAAGACGAUCCCCUCCACUUGGAAACUGGCGGCGCGCAGGAAGCGGGUGGAACAAACACCCCCGUUGCGGAAGCCAUGCUGCUUCAGAGCCGAGCGCUGGCUCAACUCGUAUCUCAGCUCGCUCAGAACGCCGACCCCCUUGCGGACCUUGGAACCCCUGCCUCUACCCUUUCAACAAGGGGCACCAACAGCAGGCAGAGGAUGCAGAGCGAGCUUGCGCUCCGGGAAGGACACUUUGCGACCAGGAUGCGAGUGGCCGCCCUCAGGCAUAUGGCCCCCACUGCCUUGGAGCCAGCCCUGCACCAGGAGGGCCUGAUGACUCGUUACCUCGAGAGGUUCGGAGGCUACCAAGGCCAGCAGCUGGUUGGGUUGCUGCAGUGGCAGCUAGCCCAAAUUUCAGCGGAUCUGGCUGCCCAGGCCAUGAUAAUGCUGGAGCAAGUAGCGGUCGACCGGGGCCGCCACGAGCUUGGGUGGCUCUUCACUCUUCAACCAGAUCCGCCUGUGAGCUUGUUCGCCACCCACCACGCUACUCCGACAGCAGCCUUAAGACCUUUCGCCCCCCUCGCCGAUGCAAAGCUGGUCUCCUGCACCAUAGCCUUCAUGAAAGAGUUGGACAACUUGUCGGCGAAGCGCUUGGAACUGAGCGGUGCAAAGGGAAAGCCGCCCCCUGCCCCGCCUCCCACCGACGACGGUGGUACUCCCGAGCCUCCGCUUUCAAAGAAGCAGCAGAGGGCUCGUGCCUGGGCAGCGGCGAAGAAAGGGGGGGAGCCACGACAUCAUGCACCACCAGCCAGGGAGACACCCGUCCCUUUUGAAGACGAUGCACUCUCCUGUGCCCACGGCUCUGCACCACGAUCGGGCUCUGCUUUGUCAGUCGCCCCGACACCUCGGCCGAAAGAGGAAGCUGGGCGAUGUACCGCCUCCUCUGCCGCGCCUGGUUUUUCUGACAAGAUUGACUUUUGGGCCUGGGCCGCAGCUUUGCCUCGGCUGCUUUUGGCCACCAAGACCGCCUUUGCUCGGUUCUUUGCAGGCACCAUGCACCUCCGCAGGGAAGAUCAUUCCCCCUCUGCCGCUCUUUUUCCUCUACCUCUGCCCCGACCGGGGGCGUUUGGCAGAGAAGACUCUGGGCAUGCUAAGGUUAGUCGCCAGGUCUUGCUUGAUCGAGUUCUCCAUAUGUGCGUUAUGGCCUUGAACUUCAUGCACUCCAACCUGCGACCUAUCCCUGCACAUGUCCUGCAGAAGCCUCCCUCCCCUUGCCAAUCCAAUGUGUUUGUGCGCUUGGAGCUUCUGAUAAGAGCGUGUUCCCGAGCCACCGACUCCCUCGACUGCGUUCCUGUAUGCGCCGGCCGGCGCGGAGCGCACUUGGUCGCGAGGCUCAGCGAGCUUUCUGCCCACAUUGCGCGACUUGGCCUGCAGGGCUCACCUUAUCCCAAGCUCGGCCAUGUCGGCCACCGUGACGACGGGCCUCCUUCUCUCCGGCCCUACCGAGACAGCGAUGCAAGCCGCAUCCUUAUCAAGGGUACAGGCUCUUGGGACCUUAGCCGGCACCUCCUCUUCGAUCCCGAACUUUUCUUGCCUUUUCGGGAUCCUCUUGUGCUAACGGGCAUUCCCGAGAACGACCUUCCCUACCCUGAUGCCGCGGCCACCGCCAAGGAGACCAUUUUGCCCCUUGUACGCUUGUGGGAUCACAAAGGGUUAGCUGCCGCGUUUUACUUCUGUUCUGGUCAGCAGAAGUGUUCCCUGCUUGCUGGGCUUCACGACAGGUCCCGCUUUUAUGCUGCCUUCGGGACCCUGUUCCAAGGGGACCACGGAGGGGUCGAGUACGCGACCUCAGCCCACCAGGCGUUGCUUCGCGAGCAUGGGCUCCUGCAUCCCGGCUCCCGCCUCCUUGGGCAACACGCCGUGCCGCGCACCCCGUGCUACGAGGCUUUAGUCAUUGAUGAUUAUUUUAGCCUCUCCGUCGAGUGCCUCGAUGACUUUGCCGAGUGUCCUUCCGAGGCCCUUCCACAGAAACUUCUCCAGGCCGAGUCGACGCAGAGGGUCCUUACGGCCCAAGCCGCAUAUGCUUCCGAAAAUGUGCAAGGCCCUGCAAAGGACCUGCUUGGAGCCCUCACCUACCAGGUUGCCGGCGCCUACGUUGACUCCUCCGUGCAAUCUGUUCGUGAGGGGCAGAUCCUUGUUGGAGCGCCGCCAGGCAAACGCCUCGCCCUCGCCUUCCUGUCUCUAAAAGCCUCCGCGCUGCCGGGCAUUUCUAAGGAACUUGCCGCUGCCUUCUCUGGCUCCUGGACCUCUGCUCUGCUCUUCCGGAAGCCCCUUGCAGCCUGCCUUGGUUCCUUCUUUAAACUCGGCCUUGGCCACGUUUCUGGCCACUCUGGGUCCGACGUCGUCCCACUCUCUAGGGGCCAAGCUCAGGAGCUUGUGCUCCUUGCGGUCCUUUCUCCCAUCGCUGUGUCCAAUGUUGCCCUGCCUCAUUCCAAAAGGAUCUUUUGCACUGACGCCUCACUGCAGAAAGGGGCUGUUGUCAGCGCUCGCGUCUCGCGGCCGGUUGCUGAGGCUCUGUGGGCCCAUGCCAGCCGACGGGGCCAGUACACUCUGCUGUCCGGGACUACUUCGUUGGACCCUACCGACACCUGCCCGAGCACCGCUCCUUCCCGGGGCCUUACUGGCCGAGGUCCCGCGACUGAAAGCACCCUCGAGUCUCCUGUUGGGACCUGCCUUGCCGACCCCCGUACCCGGCCUCUUGGUCUUGAUUUCGACUGGUCCUUGACCUUCUUCUUCAUCUUAUCGCAAACGGCCGCCUUCGCUCACUCCUCUGCUGUGUCCCUCCUGGGGCUUUCCCCUGGAUCUCCCACCGGAUCGAAGGAACGCCGCGCUCUCCGUGCCCUUGUCCUGCUCAGGACCUGUGCUUCCUACGGUGUGCCCUGCAUCCUGGUUCACCAGCGUAAGUCCGGGAUAUGCAGGCACCCAUCCUUCCUUCGAUGCCUCGAGCUGCAGACUGCAACCUCUGCGAGCUAUCGUGGUUGUGUUUUUGGCGGGCCCGGGACCUCAGACCUUGGCUGGGUUGCUGUUUGGACUCCCACCCCCGGCCUUGAUCGCAAGUGCACCUGCAAGUUCCACGAAAAAGGGGAUGAUCGUUCUGUGUUCCCUUCUUUCUCUUCCGAAGGUGCUCGGGCUAUUGUUUCCUGUCUCUGGGCCGGAGCUCAACUUGUCGAGCCUCCCGAGGAGCCCGCCUGUGGGUUUGAAAGUGCCUUAGUUAACGAUGUCCUCUUGACUUCCAGGUGGCGGGCCGAUAGGACCUGGCGGUGGCGGCAGCGGCGGCACAUCAACGUGCUUGAGUCUGAAGCCGCUCUUCAGCUUUACAAGUACCUCGUUGUCCUCGGAGGCGACCUGCGUUUUAGCCUCCUCACCGAUUCCAGUGUUGUCCUCGGCUCCCACAGAAAGGGCCGGUCCACUGCGUUUCUCCUCGCGCCAUCGCUGCGCCGGGCUUCUGCGAUCCUUCUCGCCGGGGGCUUGUAUCCCUCCUUGCAGUUCGCCCCCACCAGGUUGAACCCGGCUGACGACCCGACACGUGACAAGCAUUGCCGCGAAGCGUGCGGGGUCCCUCUGCAUGAGACGGUUGACCCCUGGUCUCUUGCUAGCUUCAGCCACCUGUCGAGAGCCCGCGCCAAUUGGGUCAGGCUGUUCCUUCUGGUUGGCUCUCCUCGGCCGUCCUCUCCUGCAUCACGCCUGCGGGCUCUCUGGAACUUUCCUCGAGACUCCCGCUUUCACUGCAGGUGUUUCUCUGCUCAGGGCCGCCGCCUUCUCGACUUUGACUCCACCCUCGGCUUCCCAGGCGAAGGCCCGGGCCUCCUCUGGAUUUUCCUCACCUUAUGGAUUUAUGGAGGCCCUUGCUCUGUGUUCGGCGUCCUCGCUCCCAGAAACGCCGCCGACCUUCUGCGCCAACGCGGUCGUGCUCCUGGCCUCCUUCCCUCUGGUCGACCGGUUCAACCUAGGACUAAGGCUAAUAGGGGCCCCCUGACCGCAGCCUUUUCGCAAUGGCUCUCUGCUACCCUGGAACAGCUGCUGCAGAGGAGGCCUUUUGACCACGAAGUUUUCUGCGAGUACCUUGUUGCCUUCGGCAAUGACCUCUACGCUUCUGGAGGACCUUAUUGGCAUUUCGCUGAAACUAUCAAUUCUUUGACCUCCCUAAAACCUUCACUCCGACGUCAAGUUCAGGGAGCCUGGGACCUCGCCUACACGUGGCUGGCAGAGGAACCGUCUGUGCACCAUACUGCUAUGCCGGCUCAGGUCCUUGUCGCUGUCCUUAGCACUUGCCUUUUGUGGGGUUGGAUCAAGGAGGCCGGGAUCUUCGCGCUCUGCUGGGGAGCGCUUCUUCGUGCUGGCGAAGCUGUAAAGGCUACAAGGAGGGAUGUCGUCUUCCCCUCCGACGCCCUCUGGGGUCAAACCUAUGUCCUUAUUAAGAUCCAGGAGCCGAAGACUCGUGGCCGUGCUGCCCGUCAUCAAAGCGCCAAGCUGGAACCCUACGACCUCAUUGAGGUCUGCCGACUCGCCUUUGAAGCCCUACCAAAAGGCGCGAAGCUUUGGCCGAUGACUCCGCAGACUCUGCGCCGCCGCCUUUACGAUGUCUUGACGCGGCUUGGGAUGCCAAGGUCUGGUGGGAGCGAGCGCCCUCUAGACCUUGGGUCCCUUAGACCUGGUGGUGCUACUUAUUUGCUCCAACAAACUGAGGACUCCGAGCUUGUCAGAAGACGAGGCCGCUGGAUAUCUCACCGUGUCAUGGAGAUCUACCUGCAGGAGGUCAGUGCGUCUACUUUUCUGGCAGACUUGGCGCCGACCGCUCGCGAGCUCGUUCUUGCGGCGUCCUCGGCUUUCCCCGACCUUUUGCGAAAGGCACGCGAUUGGACGAGAGCAGGUAUUCCUCCUGCCGUAUGGUUUUCCCUUUGGCCUCAUCUCUGA
Messenger RNA from Symbiodinium sp. CCMP2592, 6213 nucleotides. Lineage: Eukaryota; Dinophyceae; Suessiales; Symbiodiniaceae. The record is from the annotation of a GenBank genome assembly.